Messenger RNA from Cotesia congregata, 351 nucleotides. The record is from the annotation of a GenBank genome assembly. NCBI's taxonomy places the organism in Eukaryota, Metazoa, Arthropoda, Insecta, Hymenoptera, Braconidae.
AUGAGGCGAUCACAUUCUGGUGAGAGGGCUGGCUACAGCUACGAGCCGUUACCAACAUCCUCAGGGAGUCAUCUGGAGCAAGAAAAUGAGCGACUGGAGGAGGAUCUCAGCGAUAAAAUCCAUGCAUUGAAAUCAUUAUCUAUCGACAUUGGAACUGAGGUCAAAUAUCAGGAUAAAAUUUUGAGAGACAUGGAUGAUGAUUUUGAAAGAACAAGUGGCUCACUGACGUCUUCAGUAGCUCGAGUUAUCAGAAUGGCCAAAGCUGGACACAAUUACUACAUAAUAUAUUUAUUUUUAUUCUCUAUUUUUGUCUUCUUCGUAUUAUGGAUUGUAUUAAAAUUCCGUGGGUAA